Messenger RNA from Monosiga brevicollis MX1, 1023 nucleotides. RefSeq lists its product as uncharacterized. The record is from RefSeq and is a predicted model, not a curated record. The coding region runs from base 1 to 1023 and encodes 340 amino acids. The transcript is spliced from 9 exons. Lineage: Eukaryota; Choanoflagellata; Craspedida; Salpingoecidae.
AUGGGAGCUCUUGAUCAGAUCUACAGCUACGUCAGUGCUUUGCGUACUCACCGGCGACCGGCCUUUAGACGAUGGCGCGAACCAACGCUCAAGUUUUUCAGCCAAGGCUUUGGUGAUAUGAAGCGCGUCACCGAAUUGGAAACGCUAAUCUACGCUCAGGGCUCGGCAGCCUUCUCAGAUAUUGAUCAGCUAUCUUGGGAGGCACCCAAGGAGCAAGGGGUUCUGUACACUCGGCGAGCCACAUGCCGCAGCCCUCUUGCCAGCUUUCUUCCUGAAGAAUCGGCUAACAUGCACCUGCAACUGGUCAUGAGUCGGGAUUACUUCCUCCCUGGCUUGAAUGAUCCCGAUCGUAUGGACGCAACAGAUCAACGACAGCCAGUUAAAGGCAUCAUGGUUCAUCUUGCACCCACAGGUGAUAUGGGCUUUGCUUUUCGUACCAAGUUGAUGGCCGAGCCAAUGGCCCAGCAAGGCUAUGCAUCUCUGCUUCUGAUCAUUCCCUACUACGGGCGCCGCAAACCUCAUGCCCAAAUCAAGCACUAUGCUUCCACUGUUGCGGACUAUCUCACUUGCUGCUUUGGUAGCUUUGUUGAAGCGGCCAAGUUGACACAAUACUGUCGUACGCAGUUUUCCCAAGUUCCGGUAGGCCUAACAGGCAUGUCCCUUGGUGGGGCGAUGGCGUGCAUGGCAUCCGGUUUGGACCACGGCGACCUGGUCUUGCUUGCCUGCGUUGGGAGCGCAUCGCCCCGUGUCAUGGUCAAUGCCUUGGCCAAGGAUGCAAACUGCUCUCUCGAGGCGGCGCGUGACCGCCUGGCCCAGGUGCUUGGUGAUUUUGUGCUUCCCAUCGAGAGCGAGACAUUGGCCGAGUGCAUGAAGGCGGAAUCCACAACGAGUAAAUUUCAAUGGGUUCCAGGAGGCCAUGUCACGGCCAUGCUCAAUGCAAGCACCAACUUUGUGCCUGCUCUAGACGAGCUCUUUGGGCGACUCGAGCCACAAAGCACGGUCAUCGCAUCGAGCCCAGCAUAA